Parus major (Great Tit) is the source of this 2083-nucleotide messenger RNA. RefSeq names its product phosphatidylglycerophosphate synthase 1 (gene PGS1). The transcript is spliced from 10 exons. The record is from RefSeq and is a predicted model, not a curated record. Lineage: Eukaryota; Metazoa; Chordata; Aves; Passeriformes; Paridae. Gene Ontology annotation, cellular component: mitochondrion. Bases 1 to 1701 code for a protein of 566 amino acids. Gene Ontology annotation, molecular function: CDP-diacylglycerol-glycerol-3-phosphate 3-phosphatidyltransferase activity. Gene Ontology annotation, biological process: cardiolipin biosynthetic process.
AUGGCAGCGCGGAAGCGGAAGGCGCGGGCGAUGGCGGCGGGCGGCGCGGCGCUGUGGCGGCGGCUCUCGGCCUGGCUGCCGCGGGGCCGCCUCGGCCUGGCCGCGCUGCUCGGCCGCCUCUCCGAUCGCCUCUCUCGCGGUCGCGACCGCCGCGCCCGCAGGUCAUCAUGGCUCCUUCUAGCCCCACUACUCACCCCUCCUGUUCCAGUAAUCACUGCCCCACCGUGUUCCCUCUGUCCAGAAGGAGCACACAGGUUCCAGUGGAUCAGGAAUCUGGUCCCAGAGUUUGGGAUCUCCAGCUCGCAUGUCAAGGUGCUUUCAUCCCCGGCGGAAUUCUAUGAACUCCUGAAGGUGCAGAUAAAAGCAGCCAAGCAGCGGGUGGUGAUGGCCUCAUUGUACCUGGGAACAGGACUCCUUGAGCAGGAGCUGGUGUAUUGCUUAGAAGAAACACUGGAGAAAUCACUGCAAGCAAAAAGCUCACCUGACCUCAGAGUUUCCAUUCUCCUCGACUACACCAGGGGCUCCCGGGGCAGGAAGAAUUCUCGAACAAUGCUGAUCCCAUUGCUGCAGCGAUUUCCCGAGCAAGUCCGCGUGUCCCUCUUCCACACUCCAAACCUGCGUGGACUUCUGCGGCUCCUGAUCCCAGAGCGUUUCAAUGAGACCAUUGGGCUGCAGCACAUCAAGGUCUAUCUCUUUGAUGACAAUGUGAUCCUGAGCGGUGCAAACCUGAGUGAUCUGUACUUCACCAAUCGUCAGGACCGCUAUGUCUUGCUGCGGGACUCUCCCGAGAUCGCAGACUUCUUCACAGAGCUUGUGGACGCGAUUGGAGAUGUGUCCCUGCAGCUACGGCAGGAUGACACAGUCCAGAUGAUGGAGGGAAUGGUACACCCAUACCAAGGGGACAAAGUGGCUUACUGUGAGAUUGCCAACCGGAGGGUUAUGGAGGUCAUCAACUCUGCCCGGACACGGCAGGAGCUCCUUCAUGCAAAGACUUUCCACAGCAGCCAGCCAGGCAGCUCCCUCCUAUCCCAGCAAGGCUCUCAAGCAUCUGGGAACCUGAAACCAGAACCCGACACCUGGAUCUAUCCCUUAAUCCAAAUGAAACCUUUUGGGAUUCAAAUAGAUGAGAUGGUCACAGAGACACUGCUGACGGAGGCUGAGCGGGAUGCCAGGAUAUACCUCACCACUGGCUACUUCAACUUGACACAGGCCUACAUGGACCUCAUCCUGGGCACAAGGGCUGAGUACCGGAUCCUCCUGGCCUCACCAGAGGUCAAUGGGUUUUUUGGUGCCAAAGGGGUGGCAGGUGCCAUCCCUGCUGCCUACGUUUACAUUGAACAUCAGUUUUACAGUGAGGUGUGCUACCUGCAGCAGCAGGAGAGGGUGCAGCUGCAGGAGUACUGCCGUGCUGGGUGGACGUUCCAUGCCAAAGGCCUCUGGCUGUACCUGGCAGGGAGUGACCUGCCCUGCCUGACCCUGAUUGGCUCUCCAAAUUUUGGAUAUCGAUCAGUUCAUCGUGACUUGGAAGCUCAGGUUGCCAUAGUGACAGAAAAUAAAACCUUGCAGCAGCAGCUCCAUCAGGAGCAAGAGCAGCUUUACCUCUGCUCAGGUGUGGUCUCAACAUCAACGUUUGAGCAGCCAAAUCGUUAUGUGAAACUGUGGGUGAAGCUGGUCACACCUCUGAUCAAGAAUUUCUUUUGAAAGAAGAAAAGUUGCUGCUUUGGGUUGAAGGUCCAGACGUAGGUGGGCCCUCGCAUCCGUGUCUUGUAGACGGGACAUUCGUAGACGUUGGUGGUGUCCAUGCGGUCCACGGGGACGGCUCUGAGCAGGAUGACCGGCAUCUCCGGCGUCAGCUCCUUCAUCCGCGCGUCCGCCAUCGACCCCGAGGGCACGUCCCAGCGCGCACCUGCAACGGCACCGGGCGCCUCGCUGCCCUUCAGAACUGCUGAUGGCUGUGAGCUCAAAGGACAAGGCUGGGUAGAACGGUGGUUAGGUCUGUUCUCAUCUCACUGUGACCCAGGACUGCAUUUGCCUUACUGUGUGUGGGAUGUCUGAAUAAAUUCUGUCCCCACCCCUCCCUUCA